AUACAUUCAUUCCAAAAGAACAAUCUUCGGCUAAUAUCAGCAAUACGGCCAAUGCCUCUCGUAGAACGAAUUCUGAUGAUACACCUAAACAGAUCGAAAUUAAUUCUGAUAAUAUAUCUGAUAACACUUCAAAUCCUGAUAUAUGUCAUGAGUCUUCAUCCCAAUAUCCUGUGUCAUCUAUUCGCAAAGAGAGUAAAUCAUUGGAAGAUAAGGUGAUUGAUGAAUUCUUGGAUUUGAUAUAUAAAGAAAAGGUUAGUAAAGAGAUAAUUCAGAAAAUUAGGGAGAAGAAACUUCAGAAACAAGAAUUUUCCUCUAUAUUAGUUGAAGAAUUAUAUAGUAAAAAAAUACAAAAAUUUAUACAAGAAUUAUAUUUGGAACCCAUAUCAGAAGAAUCAAUUAAAGUCAUUAAAAAUAAAGAGCCGAAUAUAUCAGAUCACAAUGAAAAUAACAAACAUAUUGUUAUCGAAUUGGCUCAUUUAUAUCAAAAAGCAAGGAAAGCUAAAAAGAAUACUAUUUAUGUUAAGCAAGAAAAAAUUUUAAGCUGGUAUUAUUAUGCAGAAGAUGAUUUAGCAGAAAGUGAGGUAAGUGCAUCACCUAUAUUUCCAUCUAAUCCAACUCGUGAUUAUGUUUAUUUCCAUAAUAAAAUAUUAAAGCAAUAUCCUAAUUUAUGCCAAGAAGAAGGCAGAUAUAAAAUUGGAUCUUAUAAUCUUAAAUAUGAAUAG
Messenger RNA from Racocetra fulgida, 722 nucleotides. Lineage: Eukaryota; Fungi; Glomeromycota; Glomeromycetes; Diversisporales; Gigasporaceae. The record is from the annotation of a GenBank genome assembly.